Messenger RNA from Closterium sp. Naga37s-1, 1242 nucleotides. Lineage: Eukaryota; Viridiplantae; Streptophyta; Zygnematophyceae; Desmidiales; Closteriaceae. The record is from the annotation of a GenBank genome assembly.
AUGCACAAUGCUGUCAUGCGCCAUGUUGCUGCAUGCAUGCACGCAUGGAUGGAUGUGGCAUUUUCCUUUCAGGAGCUUCGAAACCCUCCCCAUAGGCACCGUCUGCAUCUCUCGCAUUCAGUACAGCGGACGAGGUACUUCCCUCAUCCCACUCUCCCUCAUUCUCUUCCUCUUCCUCCCGGCCUCGCUCCCCAUAUCUCCCCCCCCUCCUUCUCCGUUCCAUUCAUCUUUCACGUUAGAAUUCUCCCUCUCGACGCUCCUUCCCCUAUGCCCCAUCUAUUGUUACAUGCUAAAGUGUUUUCCCCUCCUUUCUAUCAAGUGCCUCGUCCCCCUCCCCACCCGUCGCCCCCUCUCCCUGCAACUGUCCACUCCCUUGCUCUUCAUCUCUCUCUGACUGUCCCCCACGUGGCAGGGCGCGGAGGCAACACGUGGGAGAGCCCGGAGGGCUGCCUUAUGUUCUCGCUCUCACUGCGAUGGAUUGACGGGCGCACGCUGCCUCUGCUGCAGUAUGUGCUGUCGCUGGCAGUGGUGCAGGCGAUUGAAGACAUGGCCAAGGAGAGAGGGGUACGUGGCUGGUGUUGGGUGUUUGUGUGUGCAAGAGAAUGUUUGAAACAAACGAGCAACCUGCUGCGGUUGCCGCUGCUGCAGUAUGUGCUGUCGCUGGCAGUGGUGCAGGCGAUUGAUGACAUGGCCAAGGAGAGAGGGACCAGCCUCCCCCAGGUGGCCCUAAAGUGGCCCAACGACAUAUUUCUGGGCGGGCUGAAGGUGGGCGGCGUGCUCUGCACGUCAUCCUACCGCAACAGGGCAUUUGACGUCACUGUGGGCAUAGGUCUGAAUGUGGACAACGCCCAGCCCACCACGUGCAUCAACGCUGCUCUGCAAGCUGCCUGCCCCUCUGCUGCGCCUGUCUCCCACGAGGCUCUGCUGGCCGCUCUGCUCAACCGCCUGCACUCACUGCUCACCGUCUUUCAACAGCAAGGCUUUAAGCCUUUGGAAGCGGAUUAUCUCCAGCGCUGGCUGCACAGUGGCCAGCACGUGGUGCUGGAAGAGCCUAAAGACGGUGGAGGCACCACCCAGGUCUCCCUCACAAUUCAGGGUCUCACUACGGGUGGUUACCUCCUAGCAACUGACCCUUCAGGGGCACAAUACGAGCUUUCACCAGAUGGCAACAGUCUGGACUUUUUCAAAGGGCUCAUGCGCCGAAAGCUGAACCCAGAGGAGCAGGUGGCAGGGAGGCACUGA